Messenger RNA from Cylicocyclus nassatus, 1943 nucleotides. NCBI's taxonomy places the organism in Eukaryota, Metazoa, Nematoda, Chromadorea, Rhabditida, Strongylidae. The record is from the annotation of a GenBank genome assembly.
CACAGACUCCACAUCGCACAUCUUCUGCCGCUACUGUGAUACAAACGGUUCCCAUUUUACAGUUUACCCUUACCCAAUCUCCGCAGCACACCAUCUACAAUCCUGUAAUUAUCUGCACAAGCACUAAUACAGUAUACCUCAUAUAAUCUGUGUGCAACAACUAUGACUGCUACGCAUAAUUCAUCAGAGAAUUCAUCAGUGGACAUUGAAAAUCCGAAGGAAGAGAUCAAGAUUGAUACUAAGAAUCGGCGAGCUGAAAAAGUUCUAUGGGCGGUAGCACUUUUGUCGUUGGUCUUCAUCAUCGCCGAAUUUACCGGUGGCUUAUUCGCAGCGUCUUUGGCCAUCAUGACCGAUGCUGGUCACAUGCUGUCAGAUUUACUCUCAUUCAUCAUCUCAAUUAUGGCCAUAAGAAGUGCAAGACAACCACCCAGCAAGAGGCUCUCAUGGGGUUACGAAAGAGCCGAGAUUCUUGGAGCAAUGGUUUCAAUCAUUAUACUCUGGGUCUUGACCACAGUACUUGUACUGUUGGCCAUUGAACGGAUAGUCAACAAUGACUUGAGCGUUGACGCAGACAUUAUGCUGAUCACCGCCGGUGUCGGCGUAGGCUUUAACAUCAUCAUGGGUGGUGUAUUGCACUUUGGCAGUGGUGGACAUGGUCAUGGUCAUGUAGGGCAUAGCCACGCCCAUGCUCAUGGACAUCAUGGAAAGAAUGUGAAUAUUAGAGCUGCAUUUAUUCAUGUAAUUGGAGAUCUGAUUCAAUCGAUUGGCGUCUUGAUUGCUGCCGUUGUCAUCAAGUUUACUGGCUGGGAAUACGCCGAUCCUAUUUGCACAUUCUUCUUCUCAAUCAUCGUCCUUUUCACAACAAUCACAGUACUCAGGGAUAUAUUCUUUGUACUUAUGGAAGCCACACCACGACACAUGGAUUUCAAUGCAGUAAAGGAAGACCUAGCUGCAUUAGAAAAUGUUCAAAGCGUGCAUGAUUUACACAUGUGGUCAUUAAAUAUGGACAAAACAGCAUUAUCCGUACAUUUGGCCGUAGAUUCAUCAGAGCACGCGUUGACCACGGUAACAGCCGCCCGCCAGCUAAUCCGACAGAAAUACGGUAUCUCAAAGGCUACGGUACAAGUGGAAUCAUACGAUAAGAGCAUGAACUCAUGCGAGAUGUGCCUCACGUAAUGAACUCACGUCAUCAGCGCACGUGUAACUGUCAGAGCCCAUAUGAGACUUUAACCGGCUGGGACGUCAGCGCAAUGGGAGCGAACGGUUCUGAGCGUAGAGUCGGCUCGAACACAUUCGCCUCCACCACGUUUUCUGUACUUUACUGUUCUGUAAACCGCAUCUGGUGUGCAUUGGAAGCUGUUUCAUACCAGUAAAUAGCCAUCAUUUCGUCAAUCUCCUUAGUUUUACCGUAUCUGCACACACACUCUUCGCAAACACAACACACCCCACCAAGUAUUGCUCAGGGUUUUUUACUUCACAUUGGCCUAAAUGUCGUGCUCAAUGUUGUUCGUUUUUAUUCUACUUGUACUUAUGCUCACUCUUGUCUUUUUUAAUUUCUUGCACUCAACUGUUGUCUAACUUGUUUUUCUUCUCAGAUAAUUUUAUUACGCAUAACAUUUUUUGUAAGCUUAAAAUAGCUAGUAAGUGAGCGCUAUAUACGGGAAGUUGCUUCAAUGCAUCAUGUAGCUGAUCGAUUCUUUAUUCUCACUUGAAUUUUUGUUCUAUUUCAUUCCUUGAUAAGUUUGUUAUUAAGUAAUUUGCUCUCUAAAAGUGCUCAUACAGCACUGUGAUAAACACUACCAUUUUUUGUGAACUACCGCAUUGUAAAUGCACUUAGUCUUGAGUUAGCAACUCAAAAUCUGUGCAGUGCCUUCAUUUUUCAAAUUUGUUGAAAUAUUGUUUUACAUUGCGACAAAAAAGAAUAAAUGGUUAAUAAUUGCCGG